AAGUAGAAAUGAUCGUAUGAUAAACAUACGAAUUUGGUAUAACUACAAAUAUAUACUAUUUUAUAAUAAUGCAAUGAUUAUAAAAUAACUAUUAUUACUCAAGUGUACUCAAGUAAAAAUUGUGUAUCAAUGUUAAUAUCAAAAGCUUUUCAUGUUGCAUAAUACAUUAAAAUUAAGAUUUUUGUUAUAAAUUUAAAAGUCUCUAAGAAUAUAACCUCUUUAAUCCUUGAAUGAAACAUAUGAAUGUCAAUAUCAUACGAAUGUGACAUGUGAAAAAUGUGAUCUCAGAAGCAAAGUUGUAUGUAAUGUUAUAAACAUUUCACUUGAAAAGAAACUGUAUGUAAUGGAAAAUCAUUCUGUUCGUAUAAAUUACGCGUUAACACCUCGUGACACAGAACAACAAUUAAUACAUGAUGGUGAAACUAAAUCAUAUGAAGAAAAUAUUAAGAAACACGAAGAAACGAUUGUAACAAGUGAAACUAUGGGUGGUUCAUUCUAUCCCAGAGCUAUGUUAUUUCUAGUAUUAUGGUAUCUCAUUAGUGGAUGUACUUUAUUCUUGAAUAAAUACAUAUUAUCAUAUAUGGAAGGCAAUCCUACAAUUUUGGGUGCUUGUCAAAUGUUAAUGACCACGGUUUGUGGAUUUAUUCAAAUGUAUUUUCCAUGUGGAAUGUACAAAACACGUCCCAGAUUAAUGAGACCAGCAGGUUUUUAUAAGCAUAUGAUAUUGGUUGGAUGUACAAGGUUUACAACUGUAGUACUAGGGCUAAUAUCACUUAAUUAUGUAGCAGUGAGUUUCACAGAAACUAUUAAAAGUAGUGCGCCACUAUUUACCGUCCUUAUUAGCAGAUAUUUAUUAGGGGAACAUACAGGGUUAUAUGUAAAUUUAUCUUUAAUUCCUUUAAUGUGUGGUCUAGCUCUAUGUUCGAUAAACGAAAUUAGUUUUGACCUCAGAGGAUUUAUUGCAGCUAUGGCUACAAAUGUAACAGAAUGUUUACAAAAUGUUUAUUCCAAAAUGUUAAUCAGUGGUGAUAAUUUUAGGUAUACGCCUGCAGAACUGCAAUUUUAUACUAGUUUAGCAUCAAUUGUGGUACAAAUACCUGUAUUGAUCUUAUUUGUAGAUUUACCAACACUUGAACAUUCUUUGAGUUUUAAAUUAUUCACAGCAUUUUUACUUAAUGGAGUGUUCUUCCAUUUUCAAAGUAUUACAGCAUAUGUACUUAUGAAUUACAUCAGUCCUGUGACACAUAGUGUCGUUAAUACAGCAAAGAGAGCAUCUUUAAUCUGGCUCUCUGUUUUACUAUUUAAUAACCCUGUAACUGGUUUAUCUGCUAUGGGAACAUCUUUAGUAAUAAUAGGAGUGUUAUUGUAUAAUCGAGCACAAGAAUAUGAUAAACUACACAAAGCAAAGUUACGAUACAAUUCUAAAGUUAAUUUACAAUGAUAUUAAUUAUUCAAAUUAUAAAAAUUUGAUAUUUAAUAAAAAUAAUUAACGCGUUUAUGUUAAUUACGUAAUGAAAAA
This is a messenger RNA of Bombus pyrosoma, 1519 nucleotides long. RefSeq names its product solute carrier family 35 member E2A-like. The transcript is spliced from 5 exons. Bases 344 to 1441 code for a protein of 365 amino acids. NCBI's taxonomy places the organism in Eukaryota, Metazoa, Arthropoda, Insecta, Hymenoptera, Apidae. Gene Ontology annotation, molecular function: antiporter activity. Gene Ontology annotation, cellular component: Golgi apparatus. The record is from RefSeq and is a predicted model, not a curated record.